CAGAUCAAUCAUGCGACAAAACAGAAUCCCUCGAUGCUACAGCACUUACCAGAGAUGACGGGACCAAAAGAUACAAUUCAAAAUGGAGAAAGAAUGAAAAAGAGCACAACUGUUCAAAACCUUCAAACAUCACUUGUCAACAGCUAAAGUUCUCUCAGAAAGCUCUCCCUAAAACAGCCCUGUUUAGCUUUCCUGGUUCUGGCAACACAUGGCUACGUCACCUCAUACAGCAAAUGACAGGGUUCUACACUGGGUCCAUAUACAACGAUACAGAUCUAAAAAUGAAUGGAUUUCCGGGUGAGGACCACACAGGAGGUGAUGUGGUAGUAACAAAGACUCAUAGCGGACAGUCAUUAAUGGAAUUAUAUGAUCGCACCAUUGUCAUCAUAAGGAAUCCAUUCCAUGCUAUAUACGCAUGUUUUCAAUAUUUCUCCAAAGGGCAUGUUGAUGUAAUCUCAGAAGACACUUUAAGACAAAAUGAGGCAAUACGAGUAAAUCUGACUAAUGCUAUCAAUGACAAUAGACAUAUGUGUGGAAUAAAGGCCUGCUUUCCGAAUUAUCUCCUGGCUUUAAAGCAAUACAGAAAGGAGAAGAUGCUUAUCGUACACUAUGAAAACCUAAAAACCAAACUCAGGGAAGAAUUGUUAAGGAUUCGUGAUUUCCUUAACAUGACCGUUGACCAAAGUGUGAUCGAUUGUGCUCUUUGCAAUUCCGAAGGUUACUUUCAUAGAAAAGGGAAAAACUUUAAUCCAUAUACAGAGGCUGAUAUGUUAAAAAUAGCUACACAUAUUAAAGCCAUGAAUGAAACAUUGAGAGAAACAUGUGGUUUGUCGUGUACUUUCCCCUACUCUAUAUCUUUUUUAUAGUUUCACACCAAAAUAGCCUAUCAACGGUAAAGUCAGAUACCGUUGUCACAAAGGCUUAC
Molecule: messenger RNA, 925 nt
Organism: Owenia fusiformis
Lineage: Eukaryota; Metazoa; Annelida; Polychaeta; Sabellida; Oweniidae
Source: the annotation of a GenBank genome assembly